Messenger RNA from Spinacia oleracea (spinach), 1513 nucleotides. Its product is annotated as protein NDH-DEPENDENT CYCLIC ELECTRON FLOW 5. The transcript is spliced from 3 exons. Gene Ontology annotation, biological process: carbohydrate metabolic process. The record is from RefSeq and is a predicted model, not a curated record. Gene Ontology annotation, cellular component: cytoplasm. The coding region runs from base 164 to 1345 and encodes 393 amino acids. Lineage: Eukaryota; Viridiplantae; Streptophyta; Magnoliopsida; Caryophyllales; Amaranthaceae. Gene Ontology annotation, molecular function: glucose-6-phosphate 1-epimerase activity; carbohydrate binding.
AUUGUUAUGAGUGGACAAAUAUCAACAGAAAACAUGCAUGUCUCCUUCUCCUUGGUAUCAAGGAUAAGUGGGCCCUCUUCUAUCUUCUAUCUUCUAUCUCUUUCUCUUGCACUCGAUUCUCUUUCCACUAUGAACACCCUAUUCUGAUGGAAACCCAGAAAAAAUGUCUUGCAAUUUUCUUUUAUCAUUAAAUACAUGUACAUUAACCACCACAAAAUCCAUAAACUCAUUUCCUCCUGGCGUUUUAUCUACUUCAUCGCGGUAUAUUACCUUGAACAAGAACAAAAGAGACUUUGUAUCAGCAAUAUCAGUGACUUCUCCUUCUGUUUCCUACCCAGAACCUCCCUUGAAUGUGGAAUACUUGGAGAGUGAAUUUGGCAACAAUGGAGUUUCAUUCACCAAGCUUGGAAGCAACAGCUAUGUAAUCAAGAUACUUUUGGAAAACGGAAGUGCAGCCAGUGUUUUAAUGCCAAGUGGUCUGAUCACAUCCUAUAAGCCUAAGAUGUGGCAUGGAAGCUCCAUUGAGGUUUUGCAUACCUCGGUCACGGAGAGAGGGAGUACUUAUGGUUAUGAUGGUGGUGUUCAUACCAUUCAAGGUGGUGUAUCUUUGGCAUUGGAUUGUGUUGGUGAGAAUGACUUUUCAUGGUCUCCUGUUAGUUGGCUUCUUACUGAUGUUAAAGGAAGCUCUGAAGAUUCCAUUCAGGUAGAAAUAAUAAGCAGAGAGAUGGGGAAAAUGGUAGAAGUGAAACACAACAUAACUCUGAAAGACGAUACCUUGAGUUCAGAGGUUAGUGUUUCAAACUCGAGAUCUUCAAAUCUCGAGUUAACAGGUUCUAUUCUAAGCCAUCUGAAUGUGAGCACACCAGAGGCCACUUAUGCAUAUGGAUUAGAGAGAUCAAAUUUUGUCAGCAAGCUACCCCUCAUUUCAGACUUCUCUAUUAUGCCUCCCAACUUACCAAAGAACAAAGAGACUAGUUCUAGUCAGUCAUGGCCUCUAUCGUCACUCAAGGGGCUGUUUACUGCGAAAAGGGAUGUCAAAGAAACAAACGAACAAACAGAAGGUGAAGAGGAAGACAAUUAUAAACAUUUAUAUGGAAAAAUGAGCAGGAUAUACACAAGUGCUCCUCGAAACUUCACAAUUAUAGACAGGGGUAAAAGAAAUUCAGUUAUUGUAGGAAGGAGAGGCUUUGAAGAGCUAUACCUGUAUAGUCCUGGAUCAAGUCAUGAAAACUACGGCAAGUAUGCUUACAUAUGUGUUGGACAAUCAGCUAUUCUCAAACCUGUAAGGUUAGGUCCUCAGCAAACGUGGACUGGAGAGCAGCAGUUACACAAUCCAAAUCUUUAAAUUUUUCUAGCUUAACACUUCCAUCUUGUAAAAACAAUCCAAUCAGCAACAUAUAAGAAUAUCAACUAAAUGAAUCUGUUUCUGAACUUGCUGUGUCCAUGUCAAUAUGUACUCAGAUACUUUGUUAGGUCUGCAUUUGACGCUCUCUCAAGGUUAUCUUCUCCCUCA